Messenger RNA from Schistocerca serialis cubense, 1280 nucleotides. RefSeq lists its product as uncharacterized. The coding region runs from base 68 to 595 and encodes 175 amino acids. The record is from RefSeq and is a predicted model, not a curated record. NCBI's taxonomy places the organism in Eukaryota, Metazoa, Arthropoda, Insecta, Orthoptera, Acrididae. The transcript has 8 exons.
CGGUAACAACUUUAACAGCAGUGAGUGUCGCGACUGUUAAUGUUAGACUGUGUGUCGCACUAAAAAAAUGAACACCGUGGAGAUAGAUAAGCAGAGCCUGACUGCAGUAAUGGACCAUGAAAAAAUUAUUUGGUUAAAAGAGGAAACAAGUGAGAUACCAGGUUCACCAGGUUCCAUUGUCCAGGUAUACCCCUGUAGUGUGAAAAUAAAGGAAGAACCACAGGAGACUGGGAAUCAAGAGUUACUUCAAGAUCCAUUAAAAAUUGAGGCUCCAUUUUACAACACAAAGGAAGAUCCAGGACUGAAAUUGAAUUAUCUGGAAGACCCAUUUAUAGCCUCGGGGUCCACUGAUCAUAUUAAGGAGGAUUCAGUACUAAAUUUAGGAGCAGAAGAAAUUGAGACUUUUAUGUUCAGCAAUCCCGAAUAUGAUCCUCUGGGAAUUAAGAUGGAGGAGGUGGAAGCCUCAACAAGAUAUGCAACUGAUAGUGCAAGAUGGACUCAGACUACUGGUGGGAGCUGUGGCAUAUCAUGUGAAGAAAUUUGUCACCAUGGGCUGGUCCUGGAUGAUUCGGUGAUAGACGAAGUCAACAAAUGAGUUUGGUACAGAAAAUGUGAUUAUUGAUAAGGAAUACUCAGUAGCCACCCAAUAUGACUGUAGUAAGAGGGAAAAGGAAUUACAUCUAUAUAGCUGUGAUUUCUGCCAACAAAACUUUCCUUCAAAAUACAGACUCAUAAUGCAUGUGUUUACGCACAUUGAUGGUAUGCAACCACCUUUGUAUGUUUGUAAGUGGUGUGGUGAGGUAUUUCACAGUAAGCUUAGUUUGAAAACACAUUUGAGAAUGAGAGAGAAUUAUCAUGUCUUAACUGCUGGCCACCAUGAAAAAUAUGACUAUAGUGAUGAGCAUCAAAGCAGUAUCUUCUUGGAUAGUGAGCCAGAAGUUUCUGUUACACAACACAUUGAACAGUCUUCAUAUAAGGAAACGUGGAAUACUUCAAAGAAGGCCUCUAAUGACAUGUGUAACACACACAUGACAAAUGAUGCAACAAGUGCUUAUUGAAUUUUAUCUACAGCUGUUAAUGUCAGUGCCCAGGCUGAUCUACAUAUUGCAAACAGAACCAACAAAUGUGGUAUUUGUGCCAAAUGGUUUGCUAGGUCAGGCGAUCUGAAGACACAUUUAUUAAUUCACACUGGAAUGAAACUUCACAAAUGUGAGAUUUGUGGGAAAUCUUUUACUUUGUUAGGCAGUCUCAAGAAGCACACAUUAAUUCACACUGGAAAC